GAUGGCGAUUGUGAGGGACAAUCUCCCUAUUCACGAUAUUGUCACGAUGGAUUGAUUAGUGAUUACUUGGAGUUAGCAGUUAGCACAAGGUCAUAAUGAUGGCACUGGCACGAUGGAUUUCGAAGAAUUUUAGACGUCGAUGGAAUUCUGGAGGAUGUCGGAGCUGCGAAUGCCUAGUUUUAUCUUGUUAUGGUGAUUGUGCCGGAGGCGGAGGCAGUAAAGGAACUUGCUGCUACUCGGUUCUCUCUAGAUCUAUUGGGCCAUAGGCUUCAGCCAGCUCUGUGAAGCUUUUGUGAAGAUGGGUACCAAGAAAUGCAGUUACCCUAUUAAUGUAAACCACG
Molecule: messenger RNA, 341 nt
Organism: Linum tenue
Lineage: Eukaryota; Viridiplantae; Streptophyta; Magnoliopsida; Malpighiales; Linaceae
Source: the annotation of a GenBank genome assembly